This is a messenger RNA of Panthera uncia (snow leopard), 2606 nucleotides long. It is a transcript of the gene CLYBL, whose product is annotated as citramalyl-CoA lyase. Gene Ontology annotation, molecular function: (S)-citramalyl-CoA lyase activity. Lineage: Eukaryota; Metazoa; Chordata; Mammalia; Carnivora; Felidae. The transcript has 8 exons. The record is from RefSeq and is a predicted model, not a curated record. Gene Ontology annotation, biological process: regulation of cobalamin catabolic process. The coding region runs from base 1566 to 2591 and encodes 341 amino acids.
UAGUUAAGUUUGCCGCACAUAAUGAUGGUAACAGGUUUCAGUGAUCUUUUUUUUUUUAUGACAGAUGUACCAACAUUUAAUUGUUUUUCAUCAAGGGUGGAGAGAAAAGACACUUCUGUAGAUUUUUCAAUUCUCCUACGUGUCACUUAGCUGUCCUCACCAUUGUCUAAGCUCCUUUCUCUCAUCCUUUUUGCUGCAAUGCCUUGUGUCAUUCCCUCAUGAUCAGCACUUUUGUUGUCUUUGUUUUUUGCUGUACCUCAGAAGUCCAUCUUUUCUUUCAUCUCCUUCCCAUUCAUGCAUGAGGGAACAGUUGUGCCCUGUUGUGGGGAUGUUCCGCUGGGUUUCAAACAGUAGGGUUUCUUUUUAUUCUCUUCUAAGUAGUACAAUGGGGCUGAAUGUCUGUUGCAGAAUGCACACACUAAUAUGCCAGGUUAUUUGGUUUCUAAGAAGUCAAUAAAAAUACUACAUUUAGGCUCAGUCCUUGGCUUGCUUUUUGCCUGUUUGCCUUUAAUGUCUUCGGUUAUAAAUCUGUUUGUUUCUGAUAGUAAAAUAUAAUCUUCCAUAUUAGAUUGAAGCGUGGAAUCAACAAACAGAAAAAUGUUCCUGGCGGUGGAGUAUUUUCACACUAACAGAUUUGGCAGUCUGCACCCUCCCUCGAUAAGAGCCUUGAAACAGCCGCCAGAGCUAAUUAAUGGCAGCUACAAGUCAGAGAGGAGGGAAAAAGAGAGUGGGUCCUAACUUGGUCUUGGCAAAACUUUCCAGUGUGAGAAAGUAGCACGUCUCUGCAUUUAGAUGUGUGCGGCUUUGGCUAUUUUCGCCCAGAUCACCUUGCUUGAUUGUUGUUUUGGGUGGGGAGGUAAGUGUGAGCAUGAGUGUACCUAGUUAUAGACACAGACCCAGAGGCCAUCCCAGCAGUAAAAGGCUAAAGACAUAAAAAGCCAGAGAUGUCUUAAGACACUUUGUUCUCAUAUUCAGGAACAAUCUUCAAAAUCCUCCUUAAUGAGGUCAUAAAAGAAAAAAAUGGAACAAGUGUUCCUUGUGUAUCUCACUGGGGCAUGCAGUCAGGGUCACUUGCCACCAGUAUCCUAUUUAAAAAGGGAUUGGGGUAGUUCAAUCAAGCAUUGCAUUAAGAGAGAGACUUUGAUUAAUUCCUUCUCCUUUCUUUUGUGCCACAGAUAAUUUCAGUAAAUUUGUGAUACUUUCUGCUUAGCUAUCACUGGGGCUUAAAGUUCUGGAUGCGUCAUGCUGAGUAUUAGCAUUUAUCGGGCCUACUUGGUGAUGGUGAAGAGGAGUGUAUGCUACAGACAGCUGUCUAAUCUUUGACAAGCAGGGCUGGUCUUUAAACAUGACCAUUAUCUGAGAUCUUAGCGUAGGGAAGUUUCUGCUCUCAGGUUAGUGGAAAGAAAUCUUGGUGCGAAAGAAGGAAAGACUCAGCAGUGAGGAAGAUGGUGAUUUAUCAUGGCUAACUUUUUUAAAGGUACUGGAUCUGCCUCUCAGCUUGGGUAAGUUUCAGGGAUGGCUCUCAAAGGAAACAAAAGCAAGAAAGGGACAAGUGAGUGCUGGUAAUGUGUGCUUUCACUGAGGCUGCAGCGGGGGAGUUGCACAUUGGCCCCCGGACGGUCAGGAUCAGGAAACCACUUCUGGCAGCUGAUGUGCCCAGGCUUGGAUACAGUUCCUCCUCCAAUCACAAGUACAUUCCCCGGAGAGCAGUGCUCUAUGUACCUGGAAAUGAUGAAAAGAAAAUAAAGAAGAUUCCCUCCUUGAAUGUAGAUUGUGCGGUGCUCGACUGUGAGGAUGGUGUUGCUAUGAACAAAAAGAAUGAAGCUCGAUCGAGAAUAGUAAAAACUCUUGAAGACUUUGAUCUGGGCCCAACUGAAAAGUGUGUGAGGGUCAACUCGGUGUCCAGCGGUCUGGCCGAAGAAGACCUGGAGAUCCUCCUGCAAUCCCGGGUCCUUCCUUCUAGCCUGAUGCUGCCAAAGGUCGAAGGUCCUGAAGAAAUCCAGUGGUUUUCAGACAAAUUUUCAUUCUACUUAAAAGGCCGAAAACUUGAACAACCUAUGAAUUUAAUCCCUUUUGUGGAAACUGCAAUGGGUUUGCUCAAUUUUAAGACCGUGUGUGAAGAAGCACUAAAGACCGGACCUCAAGUGGGUCUUUUCCUAGAUGCUGUUGUUUUUGGAGGAGAAGACUUUCGAGCCAGCAUAGGUGCAACAAGUGGUAAAGAAGCCCAAGAUAUUCUGUACGCCCGACAAAAGAUUAUUGUUAUAGCGAAGGCCUUCGGUCUGCAGGCCAUAGAUCUGGUGUACAUCGACUUUCGAGAUGGAGAGGGGCUCCUCAGGCAGUCCAGGGAAGGAGCCGCAAUGGGGUUUACUGGUAAGCAGGUGAUACACCCUAACCAAAUUGCCGUGGUUCAGGAACAGUUUUCUCCUUCCCCUGAAAAGAUUAAGUGGGCUGAAGAACUGAUCACUGCCUUUAAAGAACAUCAACAAUUAGGAAAGGGAGCCUUUACUUUCCAAGGGAGUAUGAUCGACAUGCCAUUACUGAAGCAAGCCCAGAACAUUGUUACGCUUGCCACAUCCAUCAAGGAAAAAUGAUCUGUUAAAUGAAGC